Molecule: messenger RNA, 1217 nt
Organism: Drosophila hydei
Lineage: Eukaryota; Metazoa; Arthropoda; Insecta; Diptera; Drosophilidae
Gene: twf
Product: twinfilin
Exons: 4
Coding region: 100-1137 (345 amino acids)
Biological process (GO): regulation of lamellipodium assembly; barbed-end actin filament capping; actin filament depolymerization
Cellular component (GO): cytoplasm; actin filament; myofibril
Molecular function (GO): actin monomer binding; actin filament binding
Source: RefSeq, a predicted model, not a curated record
AUGCCUCAAAACAUAAAAAUAGCUGGCAGCGCCGCUUUUCUUUUUGUGAGUAAUACACUUUUUUCUCCUAUUAGAAUUUAGAAUUACUUUCAGUUCGCAAUGUCGCACCAAACGGGCAUCAAAGCCAACGAGCACCUAGCGAAAGUAUUUGCAAAGGCCAAAAACGGUAAAAUACGAGUGAUAAAAGUAUCAAUUGAAAAUGAACAGCUCAGCUGCAGCGCCACAGCUGAUGUGAAAAAAGACUGGGAACGUGACUACGAUAAGCUUCUGUCGCCCCUCUUCGAGGAGAGUGUUCCCUGCUAUAUCUUGUACCGUACGGAUACAAAAAUACCUCUGGGUUAUGGCUGGCUACUAAUCAGUUGGACUCCAGACACUGCCAGCAUUCGCCAAAAGAUGGUCUACGCUUCAACAAAAGCAACACUCAAGACCGAAUUUGGUUCAGCGUACAUCAUGGAGGAGCUGCACGCUACGACCUUAGAAGAAACUACUUUGGAGGGCUACAAAAAGCAUAAGCGUGAAUUUGCUGCGCCGGCGCCGCUUACCAUGCGUGAGGAAGAGAUGAAGGAACUCCAAAGAUCUGAAGUGCGCACUGAGAUAUCCACGGAGACACGACACCAGACGCUUGGCGGCAUCUCCUGUCCACUGACCGACGCAACGCGUACAGCGGUGCAGGACAUGUUGCGCGGCAACUACGACUAUUUGCAGUUUCGUAUUAGUCUGGAGGAGGAGCGCAUACACGUCUCUAAUGCAGCCAACGUGGAAUUGAGCGAUCUGCCAAAGCAGGUGCCCGACGAUCAUGCGCGAUACCAUCUGUAUCUGUUUAAGCACACCCACGAGGGCGACUACUUGGAGUCCUUUGUAUUCAUAUACUCUAUGCCAGGAUACUCUUGCUCCGUGCGUGAACGCAUGAUGUACUCGAGCUGCAAGGCUCCGUUUCUCGAAGAGCUCGCCUCUUACGGCGUGGAAGUAGCCAAGAAGCUGGAGAUAGACAGCGGUAACGAACUCACCGAGCAAUACCUGCAGGACGAGCUGCAUCCCAAGAAAAUAUUGCAUCGCCCUGCCUUUGCAAAGCCAAAAGGCCCACCGAAUCGCGGAGCCAAGCGCCUAACGCGUCCCUCCAACGAUGACGAUGUCUGAAAUCUAUCGAGUCAAAUUCUUUACACUUACUUUAUGUUUCUUGUUCUCCUCGCAAAGCAUUUAAUUUAUUGCAUUUCAAU